Molecule: messenger RNA, 462 nt
Organism: Debaryomyces tyrocola
Lineage: Eukaryota; Fungi; Ascomycota; Pichiomycetes; Serinales; Debaryomycetaceae
Source: the annotation of a GenBank genome assembly
AUGCUGUUGAAUACACAAAUCAUAAUCAAUGCCAAGCCAGAGAAAGUUAGAGACAUAUUUUUAGACUUACAGAAGCAUUCGGAAUGGAAUCCGUUUUUCACUAGCGUUAAGAUUUACACUCCGGGUGCAACAAGUCCGCUCCCAGGAACUCAAUUAGAAAUUAAAAUGAAACUAAACGGCGACAAUGAAAACACAAUGUAUCCUAUCGUGUUGGAGAACAGUGCAAGUGCUUUUAGAUGGAAAGGCAAAUUGCUUUUUGAUUUCAUGUUUGUUGGUAUACAUUCGUUUGAAUUUAUCCCCUUAGAAAUAGAUGGCCAAACUAAAACAAAGCUUAUUCAAUCGGAAGAAUUUAGUGGUAUUUUGGCUUAUGUUUUUGAAUGGACAGGCUUGAAAGAUAAAACGAAAAAUGGUUUCGAAGAGCUUAAUCAAGCUUUAAAAAUGCAAAUAGAACAAGAUCAUUAA